GGGGCAAGUGGAGAAUGCCGUAAAAGUAAUGGAAUUUUCCGAAUCUGUGGCAGUUGCCCAGGGAAGACUGAAACCGAAGUUCUCCAAAUAAACACGACCAAACACAUACUCGCACACCAUACGCAGACACAGGGCAACAUAGACAAGAGAAAGGGACGGCUUCAGAUCUGGAAUCAGAUUCCAAAUAACAAGUAGUUUCUGUUUGGUUCCCGGGAAAUACAAAAUUGAAGGGAUUAUGGAGAGGUUCAUAGACAACUGGCCAUCCAUGGAUCUGAUGCGCUCCGAGAAGAUGACCCUCGUGCAGCUCAUCAUCCCUGUCGAGUCCGCCCACCGAGCCCUCUCAUACCUCGGCGAACUCGGCCUCGUCCAAUUCCGAGACUUAAAUGCUGAUAAAAGCCCUUUCCAGCGAACAUUUGUUAAUCAGGUGAAGCGAUGUGCAGAGAUGUCAAGAAAGCUACGAUUCUUUAAAGAUCAAAUCAGCAAAGCUGGUCUACUCUCUUCCAUUCGUCCUGUUAUGCAACCAGAUAUUGAGCUGGAGGAAUUAGAGAUACAACUUGCUGAGCAUGAGAAUGAGCUAAUUGAAAUGAAUGCUAAUAGUGAGAAACUUCGACAAUCGUAUAAUGAGCUCCUGGAGUUCAAGAUAGUAUUGCAAAAGGCAGGAGGCUUUCUUGUAUCAAGCGGUAGUCAUGCAGUUUCAGAAAGAGAAUUAAAUGAGAAUGUAUACUCAAAUAAUGACUAUGUUGAGACAGCAUCGCUUCUUGAGCAGGAGAUGAGACCUGGACGAUCAGACCAAUCUGGUUUGAGAUUUAUUAGUGGGAUUAUAUGUAAAUCCAAAGCUCUUAGAUUUGAAAGGAUGUUGUUUCGUGCUACGAGGGGUAAUUUGCUUUUCAAUCAGGCACCGGCUGAUGAAGAGAUCAUGGAUCCUGUAUCAUAUGAAAUGGUUGAGAAAACAGCAUUUGUAGUCUUUUUUUCUGGUGAGCAGGCAAAAGCAAAGAUUCUUAAAAUUUGUGAAGCGUUUGGGGCAAAUUGCUACCCUGUUCCUGAAGACAUAACUAAGCAGAGGCAAAUAACUAGAGAAGUUUCAUCACGUCUUGCUGAAUUAGAGGCCACUUUGGAUGCUGGGAUCCGUCACCGAAAUAAGGCUCUUACUUCUGUGAGUAUCCACCUGGCUAAAUGGACCAACAUGGUAAGAAUGGAGAAAGCUGUCUAUGACACACUGAACAUGCUAAAUUUCGAUGUUACAAAAAAAUGUCUUGUUGGAGAGGGCUGGUGUCCUAUCUUUGCAAAAACUCAGAUUCAAGCUGCACUGCAACGUGCAACAAUUGAUAGCAAUUCACAAGUGGGCGUAAUUUUUCAUUUGAUGGAUGCUGUGGAAUCACCUCCUACAUAUUUCCGAACCAACAAAUUUACAAAUGCAUUUCAGGAAAUUGUUGAUGCAUAUGGUGUUGCAAGAUAUCAGGAAGCAAAUCCUGCUGUUUACACUGUUAUUACGUUUCCAUUUCUUUUUGCUGUAAUGUUUGGAGAUUGGGGUCAUGGAAUAUGCUUGUUGCUGGGAGCAUUAGUUCUUAUAGCUCGUGAAAGUAAGCUUAGUGCACAGAAACUUGGAAGCUUUAUGGAGAUGCUCUUUGGUGGGCGCUAUAUACUUCUUUUGAUGUCACUAUUUUCAAUUUAUUGUGGGUUGAUUUACAAUGAAUUCUUCUCUGUUCCUUACCACAUAUUUGGUGGAUCUGCUUACAAAUGCCGAGAUACUACAUGCAGUGAUGCAUACAGUGCUGGCUUAGUUAAAUACCAAGAUCCAUACCCAUUUGGUGUAGAUCCCAGUUGGCGUGGAAGUCGUUCAGAGCUGCCCUUUUUGAAUUCUCUGAAAAUGAAGAUGUCUAUUUUGUUGGGUUUGGCCCAUAUGAACUUAGGAAUCAUAUUAAGUUACUUCAAUGCACGUUUCUUUGGCAGCUCGCUGGAUAUAAGGUACCAGUUUGUGCCACAGCUGAUAUUUCUUAACAGCCUUUUCGGGUAUCUUUCACUUCUCAUUAUCAUAAAGUGGUGCACUGGUUCUCAGGCAGACCUCUAUCAUGUAAUGAUUUACAUGUUUUUGAGUCCCACUGAGGAUCUUGGUGAGAAUCAGUUAUUUUGGGGCCAAAGACCUCUUCAGAUCAUUUUGUUGCUUUUGGCUAUAAUAGCAGUUCCCUGGAUGCUUUUUCCAAAACCUUUUAUUUUGAAGAGGCUUCACACGGAGAGAUUUCAAGGUCGGACCUAUGGGAUGCUUGGUACAUCUGAGAUGGAUCUUGAGGUGGAACCCGAUUCUGCUAGGCAACAUCAUGAGGAUUUUAAUUUCAGUGAGGUCUUUGUGCACCAAAUGAUACACUCCAUAGAGUUUGUUCUGGGUGCAGUUUCAAAUACGGCAUCAUAUCUUCGACUUUGGGCUUUAAGCUUAGCCCACUCGGAAUUGUCAACUGUUUUCUAUGAGAAAGUUCUUCUCCUUGCCUGGGGGUACGACAACCUCGUCAUCCGGUUAGUGGGGCUAACAGUUUUUGCCUUUGCAACUGCCUUUAUACUGCUCAUGAUGGAGUCUCUGAGUGCUUUUCUUCAUUCCCUGCGUCUUCAUUGGGUGGAAUUUCAAAACAAGUUCUAUCAGGGCGAUGGCUACAAGUUCAAACCUUUCUCUUUUGCCUCCUUGACUGAGGAUGAGGAUUAGUCCACCCACUCACUCAUAUAUGAAACUGGCUUCAGUUUCCAGAAAGAAAGAAAUAUAGUAUAGAACGAGAGAGAGACAGAGGCAGGCAAAGAAUUGGCGCUGCUGCUUUGCUUUUCCACACUGCUCAAUUUUGACGUAGAAAUAUAUAUAAAUCCUGGCUCCUAUUCUUUUUGAUGUAUUGGGUAUAAAGGGGUAACCUUACCUUGAAGAGAUAAAUUAUGCGUUCUCUCUUCUUUUUUCAAAUAACAAGAUUAUUUAUUUUUUUGUGGGGUGGGUGGGGGGUUGAGGGAGAAGCGUUUUUGUAAAGAGGAGCUGGGUAAUACAUGUAGCAUUUCUGGAUACAAAAUUUUACACACGUACAAAAGCUUGUGUGGGUUUUACUAGGAAU
This is a messenger RNA of Corylus avellana, 3080 nucleotides long. It is a transcript of the gene VHA-A1, whose product is annotated as vacuolar proton ATPase A1. Gene Ontology annotation, biological process: vacuolar acidification; proton transmembrane transport. Gene Ontology annotation, molecular function: proton-transporting ATPase activity, rotational mechanism; ATPase binding. Lineage: Eukaryota; Viridiplantae; Streptophyta; Magnoliopsida; Fagales; Betulaceae. The record is from RefSeq and is a predicted model, not a curated record. Gene Ontology annotation, cellular component: vacuolar proton-transporting V-type ATPase complex; vacuolar proton-transporting V-type ATPase, V0 domain.